CACAGGCCCAAAUUUCUUCUAGAAAGCUGGAUCUAAAAUUCAGAUUAACUGCUUGCUUUCACUUUCGGCAAUCACUCCGGCGAACUCUUGCUUCAAACUGCUUACUUUCCGAAAUUUGCAGCAAAAAUGGAUUCCUCAACACUGCUCUUCAACCAGCUCAAGAAAGCAGAGCCAUUUUUCUUACUAGCAGGUCCCAAUGUGAUUGAAUCAGAGGAUCACAUUCUUUACAUGGCCAAACACUUGAAAUAUAUCACUUCUAAACUUGGGUUGAAGUUUGUGUUCAAGUCGAGCUUUGACAAGGCUAAUCGCACUUCCUCUAAAUCAUUCCGCGGUCCUGGCUUAGCUGAAGGCCUGAAGAUCCUUGAAAAAGUGAAAACAAUGUAUGACGUACCCAUUGUUACUGAUGUUCAUGAAUCUAGUCAGUGCGAAGCAGUUGGCCGGGUUGCAGAUAUAAUUCAGAUUCCUGCUUUCUUAUGUCGGCAGACUGACCUACUUGUCGCAGCUGCCAAAACUGGAAAAAUUAUCAACAUUAAGAAGGGCCAAUUUUGUGCUCCUUCAGUGAUGGCAAAUUCUGCUGAAAAAGUGAGAUUGGCUGGAAAUCAAAAUGUCAUGGUGUGUGAGAGAGGAACUAUGUUUGGCUAUA
Messenger RNA from Nicotiana tabacum (common tobacco), 643 nucleotides. NCBI's taxonomy places the organism in Eukaryota, Viridiplantae, Streptophyta, Magnoliopsida, Solanales, Solanaceae. The record is from RefSeq and is a predicted model, not a curated record.